Molecule: messenger RNA, 2240 nt
Organism: Punica granatum (pomegranate)
Lineage: Eukaryota; Viridiplantae; Streptophyta; Magnoliopsida; Myrtales; Lythraceae
Source: RefSeq, a predicted model, not a curated record
CACCUUAUUCCUACUUUUCUCUCAUCAGCUAAUCAAGAAGAUCAAACCCACUGAACAAUAAUUUAAAAAAAAUCCAAAUUUGCAGUGAAGGUCUUCCAAGGAAAGCCGCCAUCUUUGAUCUCAUUCCCUCUCUCUCACUCACUUUUCUAUCACAUCCCUUCCUUUGAGCACACACUUCUGCUGCCCUUUUUAUCCUGUUUAUUUAUUCUUAAUGAGUCUACCACAUUGUUCUUCACAGCUCUGGGCUGAUAUAUAGUUUGGGUUUUCUCUCCAGCCUUGUCUUUGACUUGGGGUGCUUUGUUUCCAUGAAUACAAAGUGCUAAGGAAGGAAUUACUGGGCGAUGCUCUUUAGGAAACCCCCCUCCGUUGUUGCUUCCUUCGAUUUUGUUGCAGAGGUUCUCUCUAUGAGCUCAGCAUUUGUCGUGGAAGCUGUCAUGAACGAAUGGGUGUUGGCAAUUCUGCUCUGUUGUUGGGUACUCUGCCCCUCUGCACUCGCAGUGGAGGGCAUCCAUGGGGAUGGUAAAGUGAGGGGAGUCAACUUGGGAGGGUGGCUAGUUGUGGAGGGUUGGAUUAAGCCUUCUCUUUUCGAUAACAUCCCCAAUGGAGAUAUGCUGGACGGGACCCAGGUUCAGUUUAAGUCAUCCACUUUGCAAAAGUAUGUUUGUGCUGAAAAUGGUGGCGGCAUGGCCGUUACAGUCAGCAGGGAUGCUGCAUCUUCAUGGGAAACCUUCACGUUAUGGAGAGUCUCAGAAUCGGAAUUCCAAUUCCGCUCCUCGCUCGGCCAAUUCUUAACGUGUGAUGGUGGUGAAGGGUGUGUUGUUGCUGCCACGGCCCAAUCUCCAUCAACAAGUGAAACAUUUUUCAUUGAAAGAAACAACAGUAGAGUACAUGUUAAACUUGCCAAUGGUGUUUAUCUGCAGGCUACUAAGGAAAAUCAGCUCACGGCGGACUUUCCUGGGCAACCAGAAUGGGAUGACAAUGCUGCUACAUUUUUAAUGACAAUUGCAGCCAACAAUUUGCAUGGAGAUUACCAGCUCGCAAAUGGAUAUGGUCAUAGCAAAGCAAAGGAGGUUCUGCAGGAACAUCGGAACACUUUUAUCACAAUAGAAGAUUUCAACUUUCUAUAUAGGCAAGGGAUAAAUACUGUGAGGAUUCCUGUUGGCUGGUGGAUUGCUUUUGAUCCUAACCCUCCAGCCCCAUUCAUCGGGGGCAGUUUAGAAGCUCUUGACAAUGCAUUCUCCUGGGCAGUAGACUAUGACAUAAAGUGCAUAAUUGACCUGCAUGCAGCACCGGGAUCACAAAAUGGUAUGGAACACAGUGCUAGUAGGGAUGGGUGGACUGGGUGGUCCAAUUCUUCGGAUUACAUCUCGAAGACACUGAAUGUAAUAGAUUUCCUAGCCAAAAGAUAUGGAAGACAUCCUGCGCUGCUUGGGAUCGAGCUACUGAAUGAGCCAUCAGCUGCUACGGUUCCAUUGGACACCCUCGUGUCAUACUACAAGAAGGGAUAUGACAUUGUACGGAAGUACACCUCGAGUGCGUAUGUGAUCCUAUGCCAGAGGAUCGGGAAUGCAGACCCUUUGGAACUGUACCAGGCGAACAUGUGGUCCCAUAAUGUGGUGGUGGACCUGCAUUACUACAAUCUCUUCGACACGUUCUUCGCCAACUUGAGCAGCGUGGAUAACAUUGAGUUCAUAUACAAAAGCAGGGAGCCGCAGUUGCGGGCCCUCAACAGCGCAAACGGCCCCCUUGUAUUCAUUGGGGAGUGGGUGAAUGAGUGGAACGUGAAAAGUGGGUCGCAGGCAGAGUACCUAAACUUUGGAAAGGCCCAGUUGGAAGUCUACGACGUGGCGUCGUUCGGGUGGGCUUAUUGGACUCUCAAGAAUGACAUGAAGCACUGGGACUUUGAGUGGAACAUCAAGAACAAUUAUCUCCCAUUUGGUGAGUUCUGAUGUCCACAAUCUGAUAAAAAACCUGAAAGUUUUGCCGUUUAUAUCGGUAAAAUAGCAUUGGCAGCUUGGGCCGCAUCAACAUGAAGUAACAAACUUAUCUAGAAAACAGGUCAUAACAUUCAAUUCCACCCUAUAUAUGUCCAUCAAGAUUCUAUCUUCUGUUUAUGUUCAUGAACCAUGCAGGAAACUCGGCCAAUAUAGAAAGGGCCCAACGGUUGAUUUUGCUUGGACUUGUUGCAUGCUUCUCUCUUCUCGAACAUCUAUUAUGAGAAUAAACCUCGGAUUGUGCCA